GAAAUGUAAAGCACCAAAACCUGCAUUCUGUUUCUCUUGUUUUCUAAGAACGUUCACAUCCACAUCGUGGACAUGUCGAGCGCACGGCAGGUGUGGGCGUUUGCACAGAGCUUCUCUGAAAACAACCAGCUGCAUGUGCUGAUCAACAAUGCAGGCUGCAUGGUUAACCAGAGGGAGUUAACAGAGGAGGGACUGGAGAAGAACUUUGCCACCAACACGUUGGGUACCUACAUCCUCACCACUGCUCUGAUACCUGCACUGAAGAAGGUGGAAGAUCCCAGAGUGAUCACCGUGUCGUCAGGCGGCAUGCUGACCCAGAAGCUCAACGUGUCUGACCUGCAGUUUGAGAAAGGCAGCUUCGACGGCACCAUGGCUUACGCUCAGAAUAAGAGACAACAGGUGAUCCUCACAGAGCGGUGGGCGUCUCAGCACAAAGAGAUUCACUUCUCCUCAAUGCACCCUGGCUGGGCCGACACACCAGCUGUGCAGUCAUCCAUGCCUUCAUUUCAUGCCAAGAUGCAGUCCAAGCUGAGGACGGAGGCCAUGGGGGCAGACACGGUGGUGUGGCUCGCCGUAUCAGCGGCUGCCAUUAAGCAACCUAGUGGGCUGUUCUUUCAAGAUCGCAAGCCGGUGGCGACCCACCUCCCCCUGGCCUACUCCCGCGGCUCCCCACAGGACGAGGAGCAGCUUCUGACAGCAUUGGAGGAAUUCGCCCAAAAGUUCAAGCCUUAAUGAAU
Molecule: messenger RNA, 737 nt
Organism: Cyprinodon variegatus (sheepshead minnow)
Lineage: Eukaryota; Metazoa; Chordata; Actinopteri; Cyprinodontiformes; Cyprinodontidae
Gene: dhrs12
Product: dehydrogenase/reductase (SDR family) member 12
Exons: 7
Coding region: 73-732 (219 amino acids)
Source: RefSeq, a predicted model, not a curated record